AUGUCAAUUGUUAACGAUGCUGUCUAUUCUUCGCGUCUGAAUCCUGAUAUUACUACCACCACCCCUCCUGUCAAUACGCUUGCCGACAAACUCCUGUCCAGAAAGCGCAAACGCGACGGCGACGCUCUGCCAGCGAAAGCGCCACGUCAAGUGCAGCCCUCACCAAGAGGAGGCAUUCCACUGCAAAAGUCCUUCUCCGAGAGUUGCCUCCCUCCGACUGUGCAUCCACACGCUAGACCACCACAGACAUUCGUCGUCCGGUCCGUUAACAAUGACAAGCCGCUGUCCUUUCGCAUCCUCAAGUCGCUUCCUCGCGCUGCUUUGCCCUUGAGCUACAUCGACAACGCCGACUCUCCCACCACCCUCUUCUCCGCCCGUCUACCACAACUCGACCAUGACGACCCGCCGUUCCCCCUCGUCCUCAUCGCCUGUCUCGACUCGCCCAGCCAAGUCCUGCACGCAGUGGAAAGAGUCGGAGGAAAGAGACAUGCCUUGUGCAGACUUGCUACCUGGCUGAAGCCGUACCACAUCGACUCCCUGCUCGUGCCCUCUCAAGCCACGCCUCAAUCGCUGCGUGCCCGACCCGUCCACUCUUCGCCUCAAUCAUGGUGGCAGGCAGCAGCUCUCCCAGGCCCAGUCUUGUCCAGCGCGCCAUCUCGUAAAGCUCCUCGUCUCUCGCUCUGCCGUGUCGACUCGCACCCUGUCGAGCCCUUGCCCUUGUCAGACCCGCACGCUGUACCACUGUCGAUCGACCAAUCCAUUCCUACCGGGGAGACGUGCCAGACCGUCGACCAUGUCCUGAGUCGCUUCAUCGCCCAAUACCUUGAUACACUCUACCUCUCCAGAACGCCGCUCGCCUUCUUCGCCAAAGGUCCGCUGGCGCGCUUGCGAGCCGCUUUCACCAAAAGUCAGCUCGAAGGAACUUCCUUGUCCGCCCUCACCCAAUUCCUACGAAGUCUGCUGCUCUCGUCUUCGACAAGCGACAAAAAGUACCGCGACAAACUGCCUGAGCUUCUGAAAGAGCUGCCAUCACAACUGCCCGACCAGCAUCAUACCCCUGCUGCAAAGAAAAAGAGUCGCAAGAAGAAGCUGAAGCCCGACAAGUGUGGUCUACUCCCAGAAGAGACAGACUCCUUUGCAAAGUGGUGGUACCAGGACGAGACCUCUGCGCCAUCUGGCGAGACGGCCGAGCAGACAUUGAAGCGGAGAACCCCCAGUCUUCGCACGCGUGAGACGUUUAUGCAAGUCGUUCUCGCUCUAGAGAUUCUCAGCCUCGAAGCGCUUCCGGACUUCAAGACGCUGCAAGACGAAGUGCCACAGCCAAAAAGCAAGAAGGGUGAUACAGUCGUUUUGAGCUUGGAGUUGCUUGUCGACAAACUCUGUAUCUGGCACUCACUGCACACCGUCGACCUGUUGGGAGACGGUGUCAAGGCUGGGAAGACGGCAAAAGACGGUGCCAGUCAGCUCAGCAACUUCUGCAUCGAUGUCAUAAUCCCAUUCUACAUGUCACGCACGUAUGAGCACGCCUCAGCAGUCAACAAGAAGCUCGGUGGUCCAGGUGCCUUGACUAACACGAAGCCUAAGCCCAGUCGCAAGCAUUCUGAAGCAGACGUCACGGCUACCGUUGAGAUGAAUGCCCGACGUACACUGGCUCGUGUCGCAACAGACAGCUUCCCGCCGCCAGCCAAAACUCCUCGAUCUUUCAGCCGCUCAGCCACCGACUCGCAAGUUGUUCCUAUUAAGCGUGAGACUUCGGACAUCUCGCUGUCGUCCAUACCCAUCCGUCGCGACAGUCAACCAGCUUUGGCAAGGAAGAGUGAGGUUCUGGAGAGGCAUCGUUUGCGUCAACGAGAAGUCGACUUUGGUGCACUGGCUGCUGCCAACGAGGCCAAAGCGAGAAAGAAGCAAGAGGUUGAGCAGAAACUCAAGGAUGCUAUCUCGACCUUGAAGAAGCCAAGCCGAGCCACUGUGUCUGGUGAGUUUGUGGAUGCUGUCGAGCAACGAAAGCGCAUGGCAGAAGGCCGAGCAAGACCACCACUUUCGAAGCGAAAGUCUUCUUCUAUGGCUCAAGUUGCUGCAACUCCGAAGAAUGGUCACAAGAACUCUGCUAUUGCCGCCACGCCACAUCGCAUACCUGGUCCAUCAUUCGUCCAACCGUCGGUCUCAUCUUCUGGCCCUUCGAUGGUGCCGUCUUCCAACAUCAAGCAAAAGUCUUUGUCAUUUGCUCACUUUUCUCCGGUCAAUGAGGCCUCCGACGACGAUGAUCAUGACGCGAUACCUGCUACAGACCAUCGACCUCGGCACAAAAAUGCCCUUGCCGAAACCCCUUUGAAACCUCGAGUUGGCUUUGCCGAUCUGGCUCCUGCUGAUUCUGACGACGAUGAGGAGAGCUCAAAACUCAUCGGAAGUGACAGAGGAGAUUCAUCACCGUUACGUGAGAGUCCGACUUUGUUGAAGACACCAAGCAAGCCGCAGCGACCCAGCUUUAGCAUCACUCCAAGCAAGCCCACGCCGCCCUUGAAUUUUGGCAAGGGCAAAGCUAAAGAGAGUGUAGCAGCAACGCCGAUCAAGAUCGCUCCAACGGUAGCGCAAAGAGAUGAGCGCGCUGGACGCGAAGGAAGAAUCGGACAACGCAGUCACGAAGAGGAACGAUCAAAGGGUCAGCCUGACGAUAUCUACGCUGCUCUAGGUUGGGAUGAUGACCUUGAUGAUGACUAA
This is a messenger RNA of Aureobasidium subglaciale EXF-2481, 2718 nucleotides long. RefSeq lists its product as uncharacterized. Gene Ontology annotation, biological process: DNA replication initiation. The record is from RefSeq and is a predicted model, not a curated record. The coding region runs from base 1 to 2718 and encodes 905 amino acids. NCBI's taxonomy places the organism in Eukaryota, Fungi, Ascomycota, Dothideomycetes, Dothideales, Saccotheciaceae. Gene Ontology annotation, cellular component: DNA replication preinitiation complex. The transcript has 2 exons.